Messenger RNA from Pneumocystis murina B123, 549 nucleotides. RefSeq names its product ubiquitin-conjugating enzyme E2 8. The coding region runs from base 1 to 549 and encodes 182 amino acids. Gene Ontology annotation, biological process: ubiquitin-dependent protein catabolic process; protein polyubiquitination. Gene Ontology annotation, molecular function: ubiquitin conjugating enzyme activity. The record is from RefSeq and is a predicted model, not a curated record. NCBI's taxonomy places the organism in Eukaryota, Fungi, Ascomycota, Pneumocystomycetes, Pneumocystales, Pneumocystaceae. The transcript has 6 exons. Gene Ontology annotation, cellular component: nucleus.
AUGAGCUCGCCAAGAAGAAGGAUUGAAACAGAUGUGAUGCGUCUAUUAAUGAGUGAUUAUGAGGUUACACUUAUUAAUGAUAAUAUGCAAGAGUUUUAUGUACAGUUUAGAGGGCCAGAAGAAACGCCGUUUACAGGAGGAAUUUGGAAGGUGCACGUUGAGUUACCAGAUCAAUAUCCUUAUAAAUCACCGUCCAUUGGAUUUAUGAACCGAAUUUUCCAUCCGAACAUUGAUGAAUUAAGUGGUUCAGUAUGUCUGGAUGUUAUUAACCAAACAUGGUCGCCAAUGUUUGAUAUGAUUAAUAUUUUUGAGGUUUUUCUGCCACAGUUACUUCGAUAUCCAAAUCCAUGUGAUCCGCUUAAUGGAGAAGCGGCAGCCUUAUUAAUACGAGAGCCUAAAACGUAUGAAAUGAAAGUACGUGAUUAUGUUUCUCGGUAUGCAACGAAAGAAAUUAUGGAAACAGUAAUGGUUGAAAGCUCGGAAAAUGAAGAAAUGAGUAGUGUAGGAAGUUUUAAUUCAGAGGACCCAGCGGCGGAAAUGGAGGUUUAA